AUGGAUUCCGCUCAACGAGUGCAGACAGACGAGGACGAACGCCGGCCGUUGUUAGAUGGUCGCGGUCGGGCGGAAGGGUUCAAGUCUGCUGCUGCUGCUGCUGCUGGAGAACCGGCAAAGACGACUUGGGCAGGCCGGAAUCAGUGGAUUGUGCUUGCUAUGGCUAGUGGAGCGUGUGCUGCGUUCAAUGGAGCUUUUGCGAAGCUGACAACGACGGAACUCACUUCGAACUUCUCUCAGGCUAUUGCUAGGCUGCUGCAUCUUUCCGAGGAAGAGAAGGUGAUUGAGGUUGUUGUGAGAGGUGUCUUCUUUGGACUCAAUCUCCUCUUUAAUGGUGUCAUGUGGACGCUCUUUACCAAAGCCCUCAAGUGUGGUCUUUCCACUACGCAGGUCUCCAUCAUGAACACGUCAUCUAACUUUGUCAUCACCGCCAUGCUCGGUUUUGUCAUCUUUUCUGAGGCGUUACCACCUAUGUGGUGGGUGGGCGCUGCUAUGCUGGUUGCGGGGAACGUAAUAAUCGGACGGAAAGACGAGGGCGAAGGUCAAGGGAGUAGUGACACAAAACAGGAUGGAGAUGGACAUAGUACUGGCAAUGGUAUUGGCAACAAUGAUGCUGCUUCCGUCGGUGGAUCGACGGAAGGUUUGGCUGAGGGUGGGCUGGGGACAUACAGGCGUGCUGUCCAGGCUGAAGGGUCGGGGAGUCGUGGAAGACAAGGCGAUGGAACACCGGCGGUGGAUGAUGCGGAAAAGGAGGACAGUGAUGAGGAUAAUUGUUACUUUCUGGCAGAUCUCCUCAGCAGAUAUCGAUUUGGAUUUAUCUUGUGUCAAUGGAAUGCUCUUCAAUUUUGCUAUGUUGAGUGGUAUGGUGCUUCUUGUGUGAUGCCUCUCCCUUCCAGGGAAACCAACAACGCCAGACCAGUCAUGCCUUUCGAAAUACCAGGUCUGAACCCGGCGGCCGUCGCCGAGGUUGCUCGCUAUGCCGUGGAACUGUGGCACGAACACCGGAUCCCAAUCCUACUUUCGGCCGUUUUUCUAUUGGGUCUACUGAGAGCCUACCUCCAUCUACAUUCGGAACCGAGACAAGAGCUACUCGUCCUGCCCAAGAUCUACGAAACCAACGAGAAAACGAAGGAAACUGCGCCUGUUGAGACGGAAGUCGAGGACAAGAAGACUGGCGCGGCAACCACAAAGAAGGCGAAGACUGCCAAUGGUGGUCCAAAGAGAAUAAAGGGCGACAAGGUCCGCACGAAGAAGGGAACCAAUGGCAACGACAGCGGUAGCGGAAGCGAAGGGCCGCGGAAGAUUCAGGUCCUCGUCUUUUACUCGUCACUCACAGGCAAUACGGAACGGUACACCAAGGAUUUUGCAAAGGAGCUCGGAGACUUGCUCGUUGGUCAAUCGGACGCCGAAAGCAAAGCCGAGAGCAACUUUUUGGCCCCCCAGGUCCUCGACCUUGCCGAGAUCGACUUUGACGAAUAUUUCCUUUCACCUAUGAAAGGUCCCGUGGACUAUUUUUACUGCUUGAUCAUUCCCAGUUACAAUAUUGACUCCAUCAACGACACCUUCCUUGCGCAUCUGGACGAGACACAUAACGAUUUUCGCAUCGAUACAUCCCCAUUGGCGCCGCUUAUUGGAUACUCAGUGUUUGGGUAUGGCGAUAGAGAUGGAUGGCCUACGGAGGAGGAGGGCUACUGCGUGCAGGCUAAGCAGGUGGACAGGUGGAUGGCCAAGCUUACAGGGCGUAAGCGCGCAUUCCCACUCGGCAUGGGCGACUACAAGCGAGAUGGUAAGGAGAGACUGUCUGAAUGGCAAAACGGAAUCGUGGACGUUCUCAAAAUGAUCGAGCAGACUGGAAGUCUUGGAGAGGGCGUUCCCGGUUCUGGCGACCCCUUCGAAAGCGACGAAGAAGAUAUCGCGGAGGAUGACGGUGAGGUUGUGUACGAGGAGUCCGAGUCCAAGAAGACCCUCGAAGAUGUCGAGGAUUUGGGACGCAUCAUCAAACAAUCACAGGGAGAUGGUCAAGCCGCGCCGAUUGCGAUCGACUUUACCGACUUUGGAAAGACCGGAAAGACCGUUCACGCAAGGAAGUCAGCGACUGUUACCGUGAAGGAGAUGGUCCCGAAAAACUCACCAACCUAUACAUCCUUGACUAAGCAAGGUUAUAGUAUUGUCGGCUCUCACAGCGGGGUGAAGUAUUCUUUCUACAACAUUGUUUCUUAUAGAUGCAUGGAAAUGACGCCCUCGCUCUCCUGCUCCAACAAGUGCGUCUUCUGCUGGCGUCACGGCACCAACCCAGUCGGCACCUCCUGGCGCUGGGUCGUCGACCCUCCAGACCUCAUAUUCAACGGCAUCAAGGAGAAUCACUACAAGAAAAUCAAGAUGAUGCGUGGCGUACCAGGCGUCAUCUCUUCGAGAUUUACAGAAGCUUUGCGUAUCCGGCACUGCGCCCUUUCGCUGGUUGGCGAGCCCAUCUUCUACCCGUACAUCAACGAACUUUUGGGCAUGCUGCACAAGGAGCGCAUCUCCUCCUUUCUGGUCUGCAACGCCCAGCACCCGGACCAGCUCGCCGCUUUGCAGCACGUCACGCAGCUGUACGUCAGCAUCGACGCCUCCAACAAGGAAAGUCUCCGCCGCAUUGACCGCCCGCUGCACCGUGACUUCUGGGAGCGCUUCCAGCGCUGCCUCGACAUCCUGCGCGAGCGCCGGUUCCGUCAGCGUACCGUCUUCCGCCUGACGCUGGUCAAGGACUUCAACAUUGAGGACGAGAUCGAGGGGUACGCGGACCUGGUCGAGCGGGCCCUUCCUUGCUUUAUCGAGCUAAAAGGCGUGACUUAUUGCGGUACCUCCACUGCCGGCGCUGCCGGGCUCACAAUGGCCAACGUCCCCUUUUACCAGGAGGUGUGCGACUUUGUAGUUAAGUUGAACGACGCGCUGAACAAGCGCGGGUUGGGGUACGGGAUAGCAGCCGAACACGCGCACAGUUGCUGUGUUUUGCUGGCUAGCGACCGGUUCAAGGUUGACGGAAAGUACCAUACUCUUAUUGAUUACGAGAAAUUCUUCGAUCUCUUGGAGGAAAGGGGCCCAGAUGGCGAUUUUGGCCCGGCGGACUACAUGGGAGCUGCGACGCCCGAGUGGGCGACCUGGGGCAAUGGCGGGUUUGAUCCCAGAGAUCAGAGGGUGGAUAGGAAGGGUCGACCGAUUGAGAGACCAUAG
Neurospora hispaniola is the source of this 3213-nucleotide messenger RNA. RefSeq lists its product as uncharacterized. Gene Ontology annotation, biological process: wybutosine biosynthetic process. The transcript has 8 exons. Gene Ontology annotation, molecular function: 4 iron, 4 sulfur cluster binding; FMN binding; catalytic activity. Lineage: Eukaryota; Fungi; Ascomycota; Sordariomycetes; Sordariales; Sordariaceae. The record is from RefSeq and is a predicted model, not a curated record. The coding region runs from base 1 to 3213 and encodes 1070 amino acids.